Molecule: messenger RNA, 1554 nt
Organism: Lizanozyma spartinae
Lineage: Eukaryota; Fungi; Ascomycota; Pichiomycetes; Serinales; Debaryomycetaceae
Gene: PAC1
Exons: 1
Coding region: 1-1554 (517 amino acids)
Biological process (GO): vesicle transport along microtubule; microtubule organizing center organization; nuclear migration
Cellular component (GO): nuclear envelope; cytoplasmic microtubule; microtubule associated complex
Molecular function (GO): dynein complex binding; microtubule plus-end binding
Source: RefSeq, a predicted model, not a curated record
AUGGUGUCGUCAAUAUUGGCAGCCAGACAGGAGGAAGAGCUCCACAAGGCCAUUAUCCAGUACUUGGAACCCAGACUAAAAGAAUCUACCUUGCAACAGAUCAAGAAUGAUUUAGAAGUACAUGACUACAAUACUCCAGUGAUGGCCAACUACCUCGAAAAGAAGUGGUCAGCAGUUCUACGAUUACAAAAACGUAUAAUGGAAUUAGAAGUUGAAACCAGUAACUUACGAGCUUUGGUCGAUGCCAAUGAUGGUGGUAGUAGUAAUGGACCAAUAGGCAAGUCCUUGAAGAAUGGCAAUUGGUUACCACAAGCACCUUUAAGACUGUUCAAAACUCAAGGGAAACAAUUAAUUACAGCCUUAGCAAUUCAUCCAAGACUCUCUCAAGUAGCAAUAGGUUGUGCCAAUGGGAGCCUUAUCAUAUGGCAGGUGACUAAUGAUUCCCUCAGCAUAGCUGAUAAGAUAAUACCAGCUCAUCUUAAAGACAUACACCGAUUGGUAUGGUCUCCAAGAUCUGUUACACUUGGGUCGAAGGAAGGAUACGUGCUAGCAUCGUGUUCCUCCGACCUAACCAUUAAAUUAUGGGACGAAGAUACCUACAGCCAAUUGCGAGUGUUCUCGGGUCACGAACAUACCAUAUCGGGGUUAGCAUUUCUGACCAACUUAGUAGGCGAUUUAUACUUAUAUUCUGCCAGCAGAGAUAAGACAGUCAAGACCUGGAAUAUCAGUAGCGGGAAUAGUGUUCGAUCCUUCAUUGGUCAUAGUGAAUGGGUUAGAGAUGUUGAUGCUAUUAGUGUGGAUUCCAAACUACUGCUUAUCGAUACUUCUAGCAAUUCAGUGGACCAACUUGGUGACUUCCUCCUUACAUGUUCUAACGAUCAAAGUGCAAGAUUAACUCAUGCCGAAUCCGGGGUUGGGCUAGCCAUUCUAAUAGGGCAUACGCAUGUGGUUGAAACCGCAAAGUUCCUCCCAAUUCACUCCAACAUCUACAUCGACAAAUAUCUUGAGGAGAACCCAGAGGUUUAUCCGAAUAUACCACGAGGUGCAAGCUCAGAUCCAACUUAUAUCAACACACUUGGGUUCAAAUAUUGCAUUACUGGUGGAAGAGACAAUACUAUUAAACUAUGGCUUCUUCCCGUGCCUACACUACAUCCCCAUAGAAGUCCAACCAUAGGUAAUCCGCAAGCGUAUUUGGUUGUGGAACUCUUGGGCCAUGUAUCUUGGGUCAAGAGCUUGUGUGUACAUCCUAACGGGAAGUAUAUCUUUAGUGCUGGAGAUGACAAGACCAUUAGAGUAUGGGACCUUUCUACGUUGAGUGUGGGUGGUAAAGUACGGAAUAUCAAGACCUUGAAGGCCCAUGAAGGCUUCAUAAAUGAUAUUGACUUUGCUUCAUGUAUGGGACUCGAACAAGAAGUGGCAUUGGCUCGCAAGAAGGGUAAAACUUAUGCUAAUCGUUCAGAAGAACACGAAGAGCUUGAAAAGAUCAUAGAACUGAAGAUGAGACACAUGUUUAUUAGUGGAGGAGUGGAUAAUUUGGUUAACUUUUGGGGUUAA